UGCCGUAGAUGAGACCUCCCUGGUGUGUCUGGAGUUGAUGUAAUAAGCUGUUGAUGGACCAUCAGUGGAAAAUACUGGAUGGAAACCAGUGUGUGCUGAAUCUGGAUCAGUGAUUUGGCGAUGGUCACACGCCAGUCUUCCAAUGUUUUUGUGGACAGACAUGCACUUAGGUAAGACAGUAGGCACAGCAGCAAAGUGAUGGCCAUGUGCCAAGUGCCAGCUGCCCUUAUUCACCAGAUUCAAGAAGAACUGGAUAAAGAAGAAGAAGAGAUGAUGGUUUUCCUGUGCCGAGACCUUGCUCCUGACUUGGCCACUGCUGAUCUUAGAGAGAUCUUGGCAGCUUUGAAUGAGAGGGAGAAACUCUCUCCUGUUGGCUUGUCUGAGCUGCUGUACAGAGUUAAGAGGUUUGACUUGCUGAGGAGAAUCUUGAACACUGAGAAAGCGACGGUGGAAGUUCACCUUGCCAGGAGUCUCAGACUUAUCCCUGAUUACAGGGUACUAAUGGUGGAGAUAAAUGAGAAUCUGGAAAAAGAGGAAGUGGGUUCUCUUGUGUUUCUGCUCAGAGAUUAUACACCUCGGAUGAAAAUGGCAAAAGAUAAGAGUUUUCUAGCCCUUGUAAUUGACCUGGAGAAACUAAAUUUGGUGGCUCCUAAUCAGCUGGAUUUGAUAGAAAACUGUUUUCGAAGUAUUCACAGGAUAGAUUUGAUUAGGAAGAUUCAGAACUACAAACACAAAGCUUUAAUGCCCUCCGUUCAUUCUCAGCCAGUGUAUGUAAAUGCACGUCAGGCAUCUCUCACUAAUCUCAAUCUGAUUGAUCCUCCUUAUAAUUCAGGGGUUCAGAAUGGGAGCAAAGAAAAAUUACAAAAUGGACUAAAUCAUACUCUGGCAGAACCAGUUCCCAUGUCCGUUCAGGAAUCGGGAUCGGUGUCACAUAAGGGGACUGAUGAACCUUACAGAAUGCUAAGUCAGCCUUUAGGAAUAUGCCUGAUCAUAGACUGUAUUGGCAAUGAUGCAGAUAUGUUGGAAGAGACCUUCAGAGGCUUGGGCUAUGACGUUCGUUGUCACAGAUACUUAAAUAUUGCCACCAUGAAGCAAACACUGCUUGAAGUUGCAAGGUUGCAGCAGCACAGAAAUUAUGACAGCUUCAUUUGCAUAUUGGUCAGCCGUGGAAGUCAUCAGGCCAUCUUCUGCACAGACAUUACCUGUUCUGGAUUCCCUUUGGAACAAAUAAAAAAUUACUUCACACCAGACUCAUGCCCUGGACUCCUAGGGAAACCAAAGCUUUUUUUUAUUCAGAGCUACAUUGUGCCAGAAAAUGAGCAAGAAUGUACCAGUCUCUUGGAAGUAGAUGGGAAUGAUAGGAAUAUCAUUACUAAAGUCAUUAUCCCCAGAGGAGCAGACAUCUUUUGGAGUCAUUGUAAGGUGGAUGUGUCUACACUAGAAAAAUCCUCAACUUCAUCCUCAUAUUAUCUGCGUUGCCUGGCUGAGCUACUCCGCGAUCCUUACAUAAGGAAACUCCCUCUAUCAGAUAUCCAUACAGAGCUGAACGGAAGAGUUUAUAAAUGGAAUGAGACCGCUGACUCGUGCCAACAAUACUCACUUCUGCUCCAACACACACUGACAAAGGAACUUUUUCUUUUUCCCACUUAACUGCUCUUGGAAAGGACAUGUUUGAUGUUUUUAACAAGAAGUAUUUAAUAUGAUCCAAACAGUUUCCCA
Messenger RNA from Empidonax traillii (willow flycatcher), 1719 nucleotides. RefSeq names its product CASP8 and FADD like apoptosis regulator (gene CFLAR). The transcript is spliced from 11 exons. Gene Ontology annotation, molecular function: cysteine-type endopeptidase activity; protein binding. The record is from RefSeq and is a predicted model, not a curated record. Gene Ontology annotation, biological process: negative regulation of extrinsic apoptotic signaling pathway via death domain receptors; proteolysis. NCBI's taxonomy places the organism in Eukaryota, Metazoa, Chordata, Aves, Passeriformes, Tyrannidae. The coding region runs from base 199 to 1650 and encodes 483 amino acids.